AUUUUGUUUUUAUUUUAUCCUGGUCUAACAGCCGCAGCACGGGCCAAACGUCGGUCAUCCUUGCCUAUCCGUCUUGGACCCCUGCGCUCGCCAGGUAAGACAGCACCGCAGCCCACAGCUCGCUGCCUUUCCUGGUUUGGUGGUUUGGCCAAGACAGCACACAACCUGUUCCCAGGUGUGCGAGUUGUCUCUUUUGCAAGGAACAGCGCUCCGGACUGGAGCACGGUAUCCAUACAUAUGCAAGCACGCAGGAGGCCAAUUAGAUGGAGCACGCGACGUGGUGCGAGGCAUGUGCGGCUGCCGGGUCGUAUCAGGAUCCAUUCGUACCUGACUGGAGUCCUAGACUGUAUGGGGUUUUCUUGGUUCUCUGAAGAUUGA
Colletotrichum orchidophilum is the source of this 378-nucleotide messenger RNA. RefSeq lists its product as uncharacterized. The transcript has a single exon. Lineage: Eukaryota; Fungi; Ascomycota; Sordariomycetes; Glomerellales; Glomerellaceae. The record is from RefSeq and is a predicted model, not a curated record. The annotation marks the transcript as partial.